Ochlerotatus camptorhynchus is the source of this 1477-nucleotide messenger RNA. Its product is annotated as aromatic-L-amino-acid decarboxylase-like. The record is from RefSeq and is a predicted model, not a curated record. Gene Ontology annotation, biological process: amino acid metabolic process; serotonin biosynthetic process; catecholamine metabolic process. Bases 1 to 1386 code for a protein of 461 amino acids. Gene Ontology annotation, cellular component: cytoplasm. Gene Ontology annotation, molecular function: aromatic-L-amino-acid decarboxylase activity; pyridoxal phosphate binding. The transcript has a single exon. NCBI's taxonomy places the organism in Eukaryota, Metazoa, Arthropoda, Insecta, Diptera, Culicidae.
AUGGGCACUAACAAGUUUGAGGUUCCACCUGUCACCGAAAUGCAGGCCCCACAGUUCAAAGAGUUUACCAAGGAAAUUGUGGACUACAUCGCCGACUACCUGGAGAAUAUCCGAGAUCGGCGCGUCCUUCCGGAAGUUCAACCGGGUUACCUGCGGCCAUUGAUUCCAUCCGAGGCUCCCGAAAAGCCAGAAAGCUGGCAAGAAGUGAUGGCUGACAUCGAGCGGGUCAUCAUGCCCGGUGUCACCCACUGGCACAGUCCUAAAUUCCACGCGUACUUCCCGACGGCCAUCGUAGCCGAUAUGCUCAGCGGUGCGAUCGCUUGCAUUGGAUUCACAUGGAUUGCCAGCCCGGCGUGUACUGAAUUGGAGGUCGAAAUGCUCAACUGGUUAGGUAAAAUGUUGGGAAUUUCAGAAGAGUUCCUAGCUAGCUCUGGAGCUCAAGCAGGUGGCGUCAUUCAGGGAACUGCCAGUGAGGCUACCCUUGUCGCUUUGCUCGGUGCCAAGGCUAAAGCGAUUAAGCGAGCUCAGGAGGAACUUCCUGAGUGGGAUGAGACAUACAUCGUUUCCCGACUGGUGAGAUACACCUCAAUCCAAUCGCACUCGUCGGUGGAACGAGCAGGUCUCCUAGGAGGUGUGAAACUGCGCUCGCUGAAGGCGGACAGCAACUUGCAACUCCGCGGUGAAACUCUUGAGGAAGCCAUCAAGCAGGGUUUGGCCGAAGGAUUGAUUCCUUUCUAUGCCGUUUGCACCCUCGGUACGACAAACACCUGUGCUUUCGAUCGCUUGGAUGAACUUGGCCCGGUUGGCAACAACUACGUGGAUGCUGCCUAUGCUGGAUUAACCUUUGUAUGCCCGGAGUAUCGUUCUCUGAUGAAGGGAAUUGAAACGGCCGAUUCCUUCAACUUCAACCCACAUAAGUGGAUGCUGGUGAACUUUGACUGCAGUGCCCUGUGGCUGAAGAAACCGUACUGGAUUGUAAAUGCCUUCAACGUAGAUCCACUUUAUCUGAAACACGAUGUGCAAGGAUCGGCUCCGGAUUACCGUCACUGGCAAAUCCCGUUGGGCAGACGUUUCCGUGCUCUGAAGCUGUGGUUUGUUCUCCGACUGUAUGGCGUUGAGAACAUCCAGGCUCACAUUCGUCGCCAUUGUGCAUUCGCUAAGCAAUUUGAAGCUCUCUGUGUCGCUGAUAGCCGUUUCGAAAUCUUCUCCACCGUUCAGAUGGGUUUGGUUUGCUUCAAACUAAAGGGAACCAACGAACUAAACGAGGCCCUGCUCAAGAAUCAACGGUCGAGGCAAAAUUCACGGUUUACCGAAAUCUCGGAUAUCGACUACUCGUGGAAAGAAGUUUCGGCUGCCGCCGAUGAGCUGUUGGCUGAGAAGAAGUAAACCGGUGCUUCAAAAUGUUCCUGAUGCCGCACAGUGUGCAAAUGUAUUACUCACUCACUCAAUCUUUCUAAACUGCUCAAAUGUAUAACGA